AUGGCGGCGGUGCUUCCGCGGCUCUCGGCCCUCGCGCCGCGUGCCCCGCUCUCCCGCCUCCCUCUGUCUUCUGGGCGCGCGCGGGGGGCGGCGGCGGCGGCGCUGCCACUUGCUGCGUCGCCCGGAACGUUCAGUUUCAGUAACAUCAUAUCGGAUAUGAAAAUUGCCAAAUCUGGAAAAGCUAGAGCCCGCGUAAGACCAGAGCAUCAGAUUCAGUUUGAUGAAGAGCCGGAGACUGAUCCUGACGGUCAGCAGAGUGCCGAGCUUAGGAGAAGUCUUAGGAAGAGCUUAUCCAAGGGAAAGAGACUGAAUAUUUUUGAUAGUAAAGCUGCCGUCGAGGAACUUGAAGCAGAGACAUCACCUUCGAUUUGGGAUAUGGAAUUGGCUAAGCAGUUAGCUGCAGUAAGUCAACAGCCCUUUCAGAAUGGAUUCGAAGAGGUGAUCCACUGGACAAAAGAGGGGAAGCUGUGGACCUUCCCAAUUAACAAUGAAGCCGGUUUUGAUGAUGAUGGCUCAGAAUUUCAUGAACAUAUAUUUCUGGAUAAAUACCUGGAAGAUUUUCCAAAACAAGGACCAAUUCGCCAUUUCAUGGAGCUGGUGACCUGUGGCCUUUCCAAAAACCCAGAUCUGAGUGUGAAACAGAAAAUCGAACAUAUCCAGUGGUUUAGGAAUUACUUCAGUGAAAAGAAGGACAUUCUAAAGGGAAGCGACAUUCAAUUCAAUGGAAAACAUUAGGAAUCUUAUGUCUAGCUUAUUGGAAAUAGCUAUUAUUACUAAAUAAAAUCACUUUACAAGAA
Echinops telfairi (small Madagascar hedgehog) is the source of this 797-nucleotide messenger RNA. RefSeq names its product mitochondrial ribosomal protein S31 (gene MRPS31). Gene Ontology annotation, molecular function: structural constituent of ribosome. The transcript is spliced from 5 exons. The record is from RefSeq and is a predicted model, not a curated record. Lineage: Eukaryota; Metazoa; Chordata; Mammalia; Afrosoricida; Tenrecidae. Bases 1 to 735 code for a protein of 244 amino acids. Gene Ontology annotation, cellular component: mitochondrial small ribosomal subunit.